Guillardia theta CCMP2712 is the source of this 564-nucleotide messenger RNA. RefSeq lists its product as hypothetical. Gene Ontology annotation, molecular function: protein binding. The record is from RefSeq and is a predicted model, not a curated record. The transcript has 7 exons. Bases 1 to 564 code for a protein of 187 amino acids. NCBI's taxonomy places the organism in Eukaryota, Cryptophyceae, Pyrenomonadales, Geminigeraceae.
AUGAGCAUGAAGUCCUGGGAUGACUGCCGUGUCAGUGCUGGGGGUGUCGGGAGACGUGGAGGGACGUCGAUGCUGUCGCAUGCCGUGUGGUGGAAGUCGAGCGACGCGCUUACAUGCAGGAGGCUGAAGGAGGCGCGAGAGUGUCUCCUCGAGUCCCUUCGCCUCUCGGAACAAGAAGAUCAACCGCAUGCUAAGUUUGAGGCUCUAUUUGCCUUCGCCACCUUCCUGCAUAAGGAGGAGAGCGACCUCGAGCUGGCAGAGAAAAUCUACCAGCAGCUGCUGGACGCGGAGGGGGAGAAGGUGGAGGUGCUGAACAGCUACGCGCUCCUCAUGCACACCGGGACUAACCAGCGAUGGGAAGAUGCAGAGGAGCUGUACGAGAGAGCGCUCGAGCUGGACCCUCACCACGCCCCAACGUUGAGCAACUACGCGAUGCUGCAAGGAGAGCGGACGGACGGGCGAGGGAGUUACAAGUCGACCAUGUUCUUGUACGAACGAGCGAUGGCGAACAGCCCCAAGGAGGUGAAGGAGACGCAGGAGAAGUACGAGAUUGACGCGCUCUGA